Siniperca chuatsi (mandarin fish) is the source of this 5717-nucleotide messenger RNA. RefSeq names its product cornichon family AMPA receptor auxiliary protein 2 (gene cnih2). Bases 1605 to 2087 code for a protein of 160 amino acids. The record is from RefSeq and is a predicted model, not a curated record. The transcript is spliced from 6 exons. Gene Ontology annotation, biological process: regulation of AMPA receptor activity; vesicle-mediated transport. NCBI's taxonomy places the organism in Eukaryota, Metazoa, Chordata, Actinopteri, Centrarchiformes, Sinipercidae. Gene Ontology annotation, cellular component: dendrite; synapse.
GGAGAGAGAGAGAAAGGAGAGAGCAAAUAAGAGGGGGGGAGACAGAGCGAUGCUAUUGGUUGACUGUUAUAACAUCAAGCGUGAUAGAAAUAUUUCUCUCGCAGUCUAAGAAAUAGAGGAAGAGACAGACAGAGACAGUAGACUCAGGAAACACGAUAAGGUCUAUUUUCAAAAUCUCUGGAAGAGAUAAAAAGGAAGAAAGGCAAAUAAGGAAGGGGGAGACAAUAGAAAGGUGGACUAAUUAACUUAUGGCUUCUGAGGGCUGUGGAGAUUUUUGCUUAACAACUGGAGUGAUUUCAAAAUCAGAAUAAAUGCGACUCAUCAUGUAGAUGUUCUGCAGGUUUCAAUCCACAAUUGAAUAAUUUACCCUGCACAUCAGCAAAGACAAAUCUAAACCUUUUUGGAGAAAUCUGAGGGAUGCGUCUGAGAGAAAGAUGCAGAGCAGAGAAUUCUGACAUGGUGUCGACACAAAUUGACAGAGACGAGGAAAGAGUGGACUGUUCAGUGGCAGACACGUCUCCAACCAGACACAGGUAUUCUCUGUUCGAUAUUAAGAUCAGUCAAGAUAUUGAUCCAUGCUAACUGAAACUAUCAUCAGUAUUGUACUCUGAUAUUGUGUUUGUAAGUCCUCUUGGUUGUGUGGUAUUGGCAUUUUAAUGUUAAAUAGUUGUUUCAUUUGAAACCCGAUUCCAAUAUUUGCUGCCUCAUUGAUUUAUACUUGUAUUAUUUUAUUGCAAAAUCAAAGUGGCAACCAGUAAUUUGCUUUGUCAGAAUAUAACGUGUCUAAUGUGCAAAGCAAUACCUUGUAUCUUCAGCACAUGAUCAGAUUCAUGUGGAGGUAAAUCAUUUUUCAAAAAUGCAGUAAUAAAAUAAGUAAUAUACCAAGAGACUGUCUUUGUAAAUAAUAACUCACAGCCAAUCUGCAAACUAUGGUUGUUUACAAAUGUGUUAAAUAUAAUUUAGAAAUAUGCGUCAUUAAUGGUGUUCUUGAUUUAGAGCAACAGAUGAACUGAAAGCCAUACGACAAACUACUGAACUAUCACAAGCCAUAACCAUUUUAGACAAUAAUCCUCACUGUUUUUAAAACACAGUGCUGUGCUUAGUAUCGAUAAGAAUCCUGUGCUUCUGGUGUCAGCGUGUUAGUCAGACACUUCGUGGUUUGCGUUACUGUGAGAAAAAAAAAAUGUGUAGGCUUUGUCUAAAGAGAAACUACACGGAGGAGGAGGAGGAGACAGACAUUUUGCCUGUCAGAGACUGAAAAGAGGAGCAUCAGGCCAACGACAGACAACAGAUAUAGAAGUGCUUCCUAAAUCAAAGUGAGAAAGGGGUCGUCCUGCUGUCAGAUAUACAAGAAGAGACAAAGACAGGAUGAGUGGAAGCAGAGAAUCCACAGCUCAAGCUGAUUAUUGAUUGUGACUAAAACUGAGUGCUUCACCUACCUGGACAACACAGACUCGUCAGACUUGCGUCGGCGGGGAAAACAGACAAUAACCUCCAAUAAAAGGAGGGACAGUUGGCAAUAGCCAAUAGAGAGAAAGAGAGUAGGGGGCAAGUUCCCUUUCUCUCUCUCGACCCAUCUCGUCGUCAGGCUGGCUAGCACAGCCAUGGCGUUCACCUUUGCGGCCUUCUGCUACAUGCUCACCUUGGUGCUGUGUGCUGCUCUCAUCUUCUUUGUCAUAUGGCAGAUCAUUGCAUUUGAUGAGCUUCGCACAGACUUCAAAAACCCCAUUGAUCAGAGCAAUCCCACCAGAGCGAGGGAAAGGAUUCUCAACAUUGAAAGAAUCUGCAACCUGCUUCGCAGAUUGGUGGUACCGGAGUACUCCAUCCAUGGGCUCUUCUGCCUGAUGUUCAUGUGUGCUGGAGAGUGGGUCACACUUGGCCUAAAUAUCCCGCUGCUCUUCUACCAUCUGUGGAGGUUUUUGCAUCGGCCAGCUGACGGGUCAGAGGUCAUGUAUGAUCCUGUCAGUGUGAUGAAUGCUGACAUUCUCAAUUAUUGCCAGAAGGAGUCCUGGUGUAAGCUGGGCUUUUAUCUGCUCUCUUUCUUCUAUUAUCUCUACAGUAUGGUCUACGCCUUGGUGAGCUUCUAACAGGCAGAAGAUCUGGAGAAACAAAAGGAAGUAUAUGUAAGAAAGACAGAUGAACAAAUGGAGACAUCAACUCUUCCUCUCUCCAUGUAACCUUCCCAUCACUGGCUUGGGUUUUCAACAAUCUAACCUUGGACAAAACAAGAAGGCCAACCUGAGUGAAAAUGUGAAUGUAAAGGUGUUGCCUCCGCUCGAUUAUAUCACUUUAUCCAAGAUACUGCUGUCGGACGGCUGGACACAUUUUUUGAAGGACUGAAAUCAAACAGAAAGAGGACGCAGCGGGUGUUUGUAUUGCCUUUGACCCAUUAUACGAAUUAACAAUAUAUUUCUGAAGGGCUGGACUUUUCCCACGCUGCUCUUACUGAUCCAGUCGCUCAACUCACUGUGAAUCUCCAAACACUUGGGGGCUGGAAAACAAAAUAAUACGUCUGUAUUCUUUGACUUUGAAAAUGUACUAAAAGGAUUGUCUUGGUAUCAUUCCAUGUAUUUCAGAUGAUAGACACCUCUAAUACAGGUACAUAAAACUGUAAGAAACAGGUUAAAUUGUACAGGAUACCUUUAAAGCACUGUAAGAAAUGCAGAAGGCCUGGCAGGGAAAUAACACAUUGGUGUGUAUGGAGAUGACGCGUAGACCAACACAACAUCUCCUUGACGCCAGCCUUUGCCAAAAGUCAAAUUUCACACCGUAACAAAAACAACAAGGAAUCAAACAUUUUUGACUUUUCAAGUUUGACUUCAAGUGUCAGUGCUUGUAAUGUGCAUUCAAAAUAAGUAUGUCCAUAGCUGUAAGGACGUAUUUUAUAUGCUACACGCUAGCUUCAUGCUUUCCAAAGAGCUUCAUGCUCAGACAUAUAAUGCCAAAAGUUUAUACCUGAAAAACAUUGUGCCAAAUUAAAAAGUCAAUUAGGUGUGAAGGUGUUAGGACAAGUGAGAAGAAAAAAAGAUGAGGCUUGUAGUAUCUUCAUCUGCAUGCUAAGACACUGCCAGGCCUUGUCUUUAUUUUCACUUUCUUUAAGACACAUUUGAUUUUGGCACAAUGGGUUUUUUUUCUUGAAAAAAUAGAAAAAAACUUAGUUCUGUUGUAUUUUCUAGUGUGCAGGGAGCGCCUUAUUCCUAUUUCCAGUGAAGUUUACUCUUACUCAUCUGCAUCUAUACUAUAGUCAUUUUAGCACAGCAACUUUUCUCUGAUCCGAGGUAGAAUAUAGAAAUCUCAUGUACAAAAAGCAAUUAAAAACAGCAAACUAGCAAUGUAAUAUGAUUCAUGAGACAUAUCGAUGCUGUGUUAUUCAGUGUAUGUAACAACAGUGAGUGGGACACAAGUGGCAGAUGAGACAAUAAUGACUCUAUGACAAUGUUUCAGUUAUUUCAGAAGUGUAAAGACAGUGAAGUCAUCUCAAUACAUCUACAAUCAUACAGUUUCACAAGAGACAGACGUAAGAUGUUAAUGUUGCUGAUGACCAAGAUUUGUAAACAGCAAAGCCUUUCCUCAGCUGGUGCUGCCUUUGCUAUCAUGUGUUUAGUAGUUUGAUCUAUUUGUAGAUAAGUGAUGGUUCAAAUAUGUGAUUUUAACAUCAGUAGAAAAACAGAAACUCUGGAGUCUGAGAACAAACUGUGAAGUUUGUCAUACGCCGGCUCCACACGUAGUAAAUGGUGGUUAUAACUCGUUUGGUAUAUAUACUAUGGGACUCACUUGGGAAAAAAACAUCUUGAAUACCACAGCCUAUUGAAGUAGUUUCUAAUUAUGUCAAAAGAUUUACAACUAAAACUGAUACCUUAACAUGAGCUUGUAUGAAGAUUCAAUGAUAGGCACCACUAAUAUUCAGGAUUUUGUUCAUUCUUUUUUUCAUAAACAAGCAAAAUAACUUAUGGCAACUUAAAUACAGAACACAGAAUAGUAAAUAUUAUUGUACAACCACGCAAAUAAAUUUGCUGUACAUUUUGUGUAUGUUAUAUAUAUUUAAGAAAGGUUUAACUACAUUUCAGUUGGAAGCGUAUAACUAUGGAUACCAAUAAGAUGGUGUAGUCCCUCAUUCGUCCAGGAAUGUUCCAUCUCCUUCCUGAGGGCAGGGCUUAAGUAACACAGAUUAGUUUAAAUUUCUGAGUUCUCAGACCAUUUUUCACAAUUGAGAAUGACUUCCGGAUGGGAGCCGAAACAUCUUGAUUCUGAAAACAGUGUCCAGAUGACUACGAUUGAAACCUUUUCUACUAUGGAUACCAAUAUUAAUUAAGGCUGGCAUAGUUCUAUGUUUUAGUUAUUGUCAACAAAUCCCAUGAAAAAACUAAAACCAAUAAUGUGUCAAUAUUUUCAACUUCCCUUUACAGUCUGUGGCACUCAGCCCCAUGCCCAUUUGUUUCUAGUGGAGAUGUAAAUAUUUAAAAACACGAUAUAUUGUUUAAUUUUUAAAAAGGCUAAAUAAUUUUCUAACACAGCUGGGCACUGUAGUUUUUAGCAAAUGCCACUCAAACAGAAGUAAAUAGUGAAUCUCUUGGGGACUAUUUUCAGCAGCGGAUAAUACAUGCCGCACUGGUGAGUAUUUCCAGCAGCAGGACGGUGUGUGGGAUUGAUUCAAAAUAAACUACAGUGCCCAUGUUGAUUGUAAUGAAGGAACAUUUCACCCAGGGUAUCAGCGGGGCUCAUUGAUGUGCUUUUAAUAGUUAGAGGCUCUAUGGCACAGAGGAAUAAGCUAGAUCAAGCUUUUGCUACACAGGCAUUGUCGGUUUUGGUCUUUUCAUAGGAUUUGUUGACAAUAAGAAAAAUACAGAAUAUCACCACUCUUAUCCUUUAAAUAAAAGAUUUUCAUUCCCAAUGAAAAACUGUUUAAAAAAGUGAUACAUACGUCGCUUUCCAAAUGGUGUUCAAAAUUCAUCUGUAGUGACUGAUUCAUACAGUACAGUACAUAUGCUUUACAUUUCAGGAAGCUUCCUUACUCUUUUUAUUUUAAAAUGCCACAUAAUAGCUUCACUGCAGACGAUUUUUCCAGACAUUGUGUCCUCACUGCUGCUGUCCAGCAACAUCCGUAUGUGACAGAACCUUCUUGAUCACUACAGAAAUGAAAUGCCACCAAUUAAGAAACCUCUAUGGUAGACCUUCACCAAACACACACACACACACACUUCUUGUGUCAAUCACAGUCUGUUUCAUGUCACUUUGGUACUAAUGAAGGGUUUAGAGGGAGCAACUCAAACCGCUUGUGUGAUUUGAAUUUCAACCAAAUUACUUGACUGAAGUAACUUUAAUUGUCAGUGUUCUUGAAGACACACAGUAGACAGUAGGCCUAAAUGUUGUGCCAAAUGAUGUUCCCAUUGAAGUAAUCACAGGACACUGAGACCUCAAAACAUUGCCAACAAUGUGAGUGUCUUGAGUCUGGACAAUCACUAUUAAAGCACAGGAACAAGAGGAAAGGAGGAGGAAUACAGCUCGGUUGAAUGUUAUUAUGUAGUUGCUCUAAACAAAGCAUUUUAGAAAAUUGUAUUUAAGUAUCUAUUUGUAUCUGUCUUUUAUACAUUUAUCAUCAAUGUACGCUAUAGUAAAUUUGGUGGAUUACUUUAUAUUUAUUAGGUUACACUAUGAUGUACAGUUAAUAAACAGCGAUUCUCAUGCCAUAUUCUAAUAAAACAGUAAUGCCAAAAUGA